Molecule: messenger RNA, 2231 nt
Organism: Drosophila hydei
Lineage: Eukaryota; Metazoa; Arthropoda; Insecta; Diptera; Drosophilidae
Product: organic cation transporter protein
Exons: 6
Coding region: 218-1999 (593 amino acids)
Biological process (GO): transmembrane transport
Cellular component (GO): membrane
Molecular function (GO): transmembrane transporter activity
Source: RefSeq, a predicted model, not a curated record
UCGGCAAUGCUCAGUGUCGGACGCUCCAGCGUGUCGGAGAGACGCGUGCGCACAUAAAUAUACGAAUUCUUAUACGUACUUUGGGCUAUAAAAAGCUCACGUUCCUCCUAUAUUAUUAAUAAAACGCUAGCAAUCGGCAAAUAGAUAAAAAGUGCAUUCAAACACGUGGAUAGCAGGCAGUUUCAUUGAAAGUAGCUAGUUUAUCACAAUCGAACACAUGUUGAACGACAAGCGGAAUGUAAAUGGCACAGCCUCAGGUGCCUCAGCGGACCACGAGUGUCCCACUGCAUCCAAUGGGCAUUUCGUUGGGCCGGAGACUGAGGCUGGGAGAGUGGAGGCAUCCGCUGAUGAAGAUAACUCCCUGGAUGCCAUUCUGGUGCGAAUUGGGCAAUUCGGGCGCUUUCAGUUGAUCAAUUAUGCUUUAUUGUGUGUGCCCAUGGUGUUCAAUGCAUUUUUCUCGAUCUCAUACGUCUUUACCGCCAGCACGGUGGUGCACAGAUGUAAUGUCACGCAAUGCGACAGCCCUGGCAGCGUGUACGAGGAACCUUGGCUAAACUUUACGGUGCCGUUUAAGAACUCCGCUUGGGAUUCGUGCAGCCGUUAUGAGAGCACGCUUGAAUCUCAGUCGCCAACAUUUAGCGAGCCUUCAACUAAGUUUUGUGCAGCUGAAUACUUUGGCAAUCGCACAGAGAACUGCGGCACAGAUUUCAAAUUUCGUGAUGAAGAGAAAACCAUAUCCACAGAGUUUGACAUCUUUUGCAAAGACGAGUGGAAGCUCUCCAUGGUGGGCACCGUGAACAAUAUUGGCCAAUUUGUGGGCAUACCUCUGGGUGGCUAUUUUGCAGAUCGCUAUGGACGUCGCACUAUGUUGGCCAUUGCCGGAGGUCUGAGCGCUCUAAUGGGCGUCAUUCGUUCAUUAUCCACAAAUUAUGCUAUGUUCUUGUGCUUCGAGUUCCUGGAUAUGGCUGUGGGCAGCACACUCUUUCCCACUGCCUUUUUGCUGGCCAUCGAGCUGGUGGGGCCCAAGCGUCGUGUGGCGGCGGCAACGAUCAUCACAAUUUUCUAUUCUAUUGGCGAGGCGUUGCUGGGCGUCUUGGCGUCACAAGUGCAGAACUGGCGCUGGCUGUUGCGAGUGCUCUAUUUGCCAGCCAUCUUGCAUGUGCUGUUCCUUUGGAUUCUGCCCGAGAGCGUGCGCUGGCUGCUCUGCCGGGGCGAGGAGAAACGAGCGGCGGAAGUGCUGAGGCGAGCAGCUCACAUCAAUAAACGACCUCUGCCAGAGGAGCAGAUCGAGGAGCUGCUAUCCAACAAUCGCCAGAAGCUGCAGCAGGCCAAUGAGAGUCAAUAUCCCAUUAUGCAGGCGGCUCGCUUCUUUGCCUGGCGCAUUGCCAACUGCUGCUUCUGCUGGUUCACCCACACGCUGAUUGCGCUCGGACUGAGCCUGAACUCGGUGAAUCUGGGCGGGAGCAAGUACAACAAUUUCAUGUUGAAUGGCUUCGUGCAGAUUCCGGGUCUGAUUCUGCCACUCAUCAUCAUGGACCGCAUUGGCCGAAGGUAUUCGCUGUGCAUAUCCAUGUUGGUAUGUGCCAUUUGCAUGGCCGCCUCAACUGCAGUCGGAUCGGAUGACUAUGCGGGCUCCUUGACGCUGUUCCUCAUCGGAAAGCUGGCAAUUACGUGCAGCUUUCAGAUCUUAUACUUCUUUACCUCGGAGAUCUUUCCCACAAAUGUGCGCAAUAGCUUGCUCUCGCUGUGCUCUAUGAUUGGACGCAUUGGCUCCAUGCUGGCGCCGCAAACUCCUUUGCUGGCCAAAUACUAUGAGCAUGCGCCGUCUAUACUAUUUGCCACCUUCGCCUUGGUCAGCGGGUUUCUGACGCUAGGCUUUCCCGAGACGGCCGACAAAGUGCUGCCCACCACAAUGGAGGAUGCUCGGGACUUGGACGCUGCGCGUCCACCACUCUCGGAGGACAGUGAAGACCAGGAGAUGCCUCGAAAGAUGUGUUAAGCAAGUUGAGCUCGAGCUUCAGCUGGUUUGCCAAAGAUUUUACAUGUUUUUGUCCAUGCGAAAUGCAUUUCUUGUUGAGUUUUUAAUAAGUUUGUACUGUCUAUAGUAUUAAGUAAAAGUGUCGACUAUUCUUGUAUAGUAUUCCUCUUUUUUUUUAAAUCAUAUAUAAAACAAAACUAAAUCAAAAUGUGAAAGCAAAUUAAGAAGAUUAAGAACUUUGCCUAUGCUGUUG